AUGCCUGUUAGUGAAGAACACAACACCGAUAUGAUUUGGCAUGUUCUAACUAUCCUCGUGGUUCUAUCUGUUACUGUCUAUUCGGCACCCACGUCAACGUUCAAUUUGUCACCGAUUGAUAUUGCAAAAUGUCAAAAUAAAUGUGGCGUACCCAAAGAUGUCAGAAGUAAUCCUACUCAAAAACUCUGCAAUGCCUGGAAUGAAUGUAACGAUGAUGAAAGAAAUUGCGCCGCCAAAGGAGAUAAAUUCAUUUAUUCAACUAACGCUGUUUGUAAAACAUUUGCUCCGUUUCCAAGUCCAGCUUCCUCAAUUAAUACCAAUACAGGGCUAAGUGUUAACUCGAUAACAGCCAUAACCACUGAGCCUCUUGGCUCAACAGUUGAUUUCAGUGCUACCCCACCUCCGUCAGUUGUGACCGAAGAGUGCAAGACAAUAUUACAACAAAAGGACGCAAUUCUGAUGAUUAAUCUAAUUAAUCCAGUCGAAUGGGACAUGCCAAUUGAUAUGAUUUUAUGUAUCAAUCUCAAUGCUAAAACUAUUCCGUUGGGGUUGGAAGAUUUAGCAACACUUUGUGGACAGCAGCAAUCAGAUGAUUUGAGAGGGUACAUCGAUAACCGAAGAAAGAUUCAUCACUGUGAUCAGUACCCAUAAGGCUUAUUUUAGAAUAUUGGACACACUCAGUCUGUCUUGUUGUAAUUUACUCAUUGCGUUCUAUCAAAAAAGAAGUUUUGAACCAAACUAAUGAUUAAUAAAACGCAUAUUUAAGACUUUUAGUGCAAUAUACCAAUCAUUCGGUGUGUGGAAAAACGAACCCAUAAACAUAAACUUUAAGUAAAAAUACUUUAAAAAAGAGUGGAUGUGGCGAAUUUACUGAAGCUGAAGUUUGGACUGCAAAACUAACAUUCAUAACAUUGUAGAAACUGAAAAAUUCGGUAAAGCGGGAGAAAAACCAACUCAAAUUGAGCAGAAGGGACUGAAUUUUAAAUUCGUGCGCAAAUGAAUCGUAGACAACCACACGAUCCCCAUUGGUUCAAAAUAAAAACAUUGAUUUAAAUAUUUCGAACAUUUAUUCGUUUUU
Molecule: messenger RNA, 1078 nt
Organism: Caenorhabditis elegans
Lineage: Eukaryota; Metazoa; Nematoda; Chromadorea; Rhabditida; Rhabditidae
Product: CW domain-containing protein
Exons: 4
Coding region: 1-651 (216 amino acids)
Source: RefSeq, marked reviewed